Lineus longissimus is the source of this 7702-nucleotide messenger RNA. RefSeq names its product TBC1 domain family member 25-like. Gene Ontology annotation, cellular component: autophagosome. The record is from RefSeq and is a predicted model, not a curated record. The transcript is spliced from 5 exons. Lineage: Eukaryota; Metazoa; Nemertea; Pilidiophora; Heteronemertea; Lineidae. Gene Ontology annotation, molecular function: GTPase activator activity. Bases 2846 to 5689 code for a protein of 947 amino acids. Gene Ontology annotation, biological process: regulation of autophagosome maturation; activation of GTPase activity.
AAAUUUAUUGGCCAUUUCUACAUCCAGUACUACUACAUUUAUUAACUUUUGAUGAACUUUGAGCGUGUGUUUUCAAAUAGUUUUCCAGCUUCAUGGAUGUUUGAUUCCCAAAAUGGUUGGUCGAAUGUUGUCUCGUGUGAAAACACUGCCACUGGAUGUGGAAUAUUCAUUGGUUUGGAUUGUGCAACUUUGUUUCAAGUGAAGAGCUCUGUAGAAAUAUGGAUAAUGUGUCUCAAUUAAGACAUGUAAGAAUUGGAAUGGAUUGAAUUUAAAAACGUCGAGUUGCCUUGAGUGGAAUAAUAACCACAGGUUUUUUGAUUGCCUGUCCUCUUUCCUGCGCAUUGAGCUAUUGAUGUUCCCUGUUUUAUCAGUCAAUGUUCUAAUUCAUUCUGGUGUGUACGGGUCAAUGAUGGAUUUUUGAGCGAGCUUGAUCUAUAAGCUUAUUUGUCGGUAUCAAAGAUCAAGGAUAUUGUCAAUGAAAAUCCAACCAGACACUAUAAAUUAGGUCCGUUGACAGCUCAUAUUGAAGUAAACAUCCUGGAUAUACCGAAAAAAUGUUCCUCAAGUUUCGCUUCCUGUUAACACAUUUCUCAGGGUCAUAUGCUAUAAGAGGGAAUUAGGAUUUUGUCGCCAUUGUAGGCUCAGACCUCAUUCCUGUAACAUGAGCGAAAGGACUAUACCCUUCUGCAAUUGUACAACUUGUUGACUCUGCUGCAACUCACCUAGUGCCGAAUGUUAACUGUGGUCAUCGACUUUUAGUUGGAAAAUGUGACUAGUGGAUGAUGUGCACUGGCUCUUUCGGAUACUUUUCACGGCGUGUUUUUAUUGUAUGAUAAUGCCAGCUUGAUAGGAGAAUCGCCAGAGACUAGAAACAGGGCAGUUUACCAUUCGCCAUGACAUAUUUCCAUUUUUGAACCACAAUUAUUGGGAAGUAUCUAUAACAACAUGUCAUUUGGCAUGUCGGGAUUUGCUCUUGUUGCUCAUUGACAUUGCGGCACUGCUGCAUUCUUGCAAAAACAAAAAUCGAUUCCAAGUCUCCGAGAGAUGCUCUUGUGUGCCUAAAAAUACUGUAUUUUGUGAAGAAGAGUGCUUGGCGUUGAUAUUUACUCUUAUAUGUUUGCCAAAGUCGGUUGCUAUCAAGAUUCAUUUAGCUGUUUGCAUCUUUGGCCCAUUUUAAUUGUAUGAUUGAAUGGGGAUGAUACAUGUGUGUGGAAACUGGUUUACUUCUUUCUGUUGUCUUUGUAAAUAGUCAGUGUGAUACAUUGAGGAUUUCUCUAUACAGGCAAUGUGACAUUUCACUUGAGGGAGUAAUUACAUGAAUUAUGUGUCACAUGUUGUGAUUCGGAUGUGUCUUCUAUUGUGAGGAUUAGCAGAAAAACAUUGUUUGCUGUCAUAUAUUGGUAGUGUUUGUAAAGAGCACCAAUAACUCCCGCUAGUCUGUUGGUGGUAUCUUCAUGACCUUUUGAGGGAGAAGGAGACUUAUUCUCUAAUUUCUUUCAUUCUAAAUGUGGGGAAAAGUAAGUGUUAUAGUCGAAUAGAAAUGUCUGUAAGCUGUCUUUGGUGCUGGUUCUCCUGAACGUGAUAUCAUUUUUGCACAACAACACAAUGGUGGUGCAUAUAUGGAUCUUUAGUAAGAAUUUUUUAACCACCGACACAUCGUCAGUCUGAGUAUAGUUUUAAAAACUGAUGGCACAAAGUGAAAAGCAUAAAGUAUUCUCUUCAUAACAUAUUACGAGUUUAUGAACUGAGACAUUUUCAGAACUGGAGUCCCGUAGUCAUUUCUGGCGGCCUGUUGUAAAUGGCAAGAUAUUCAUCACAGUGUUUGGUGAUCAGAGUACAAUUGUAGUGAUUGUUUCAAUGCAUUGAUUACAUUUCUUCUCGAUGGUUUGAAGGACUGAUGAGAUACCAGUCACAGGACAACAAAUCAUCAGAAAUUCAGUUGAUAUCCAAAUGAUUUCUCCGAUACUUUCUUGCAAAUUAUUUUGAUUAAUGAGACAGCUGAAGAAGGUCCAACCCAGUUCGGGAAUGACAAGUGGAUCUACUUCAGUCAUAUUUGCUCAAGACGACUGACCUGCAAAACUUAUUCCACUGCCAGUGCACAUUUCAAGGAUAUAACGAUCACAUAGUUUACUUCUGCUCUGCAUGGACCUUUUGCUUGCUAUAUAUUACUAAUCUUUACCGUAUGACAUUUCUUCCUGGCGGUGACUCAGGCUAUGAGUACUCAACCUAUUUCAAAAAGUCACAUGGAAGACCUUCGUGAUAACGCCACCAAAUCCUGUAUGCUCAUUCGAUGUGGCAUUGGUCUUGUCAUUUGGAUUUAUCAAUGAAGCAAUUCCUUUGGUUUUAAGAAUGACUCUGUAUCAUGUGAAGAAGUCAAUACUCUUACCUGCAGUGCUUGAUUAAUAUCGUGUGACCUUGUCGUGUGACUAGGCUUUGAUAUCAACUAGGUGACAAGAAUCAGAUCUUAUUAAUAGUUCAUUCAUUCUAUAAAAGGAAGGAUUUUACUCUCUUGCGGAGUGGCUCUUUCACUAGGUUGUCAGCAACAGGAUUAAUUUGCUGUUAUGAUUCCAAAAAAGCUUAAUGCUGUUAUGAUUAAAUACAGUCUUAAAUGUCAUAUUUGGAACCGUUUAUGAUAAUUGUUUUAUGCCACCUAAAUCUGUUGUGAGAUCCAAAACAUUUGAAGACUAUAUCAGUUUCUUUGCUGACCUCUGAUACUCAGGUACUUAGAGAGUUCAGAUUUUUGGAGACAUUUUUGACAAAGUAUUUAGACAAACUCGGAUUACCCGUUAAGGACGGAAAGUUCAUGUGAGAUUCUUCACUCUUUUAAAGGAUCUGUAGAUAAAACAUGUAUCCUGACACGAAAAUGAAGAAGAAGAUGGGCGAUAGUCCGCUCUCCAGCUGUGAGAAACUAAUGGAAGACAGUCCAUUGUCGAGCAGUGAAGACAGUCCAUUGACGAGUUAUGAGAAAAUGGAGAUAAGUCCAGUGUCAAGUUGUGAGUUUGCAUUUGGGAACUAUUUCUUCCUGUUGAGUAAGGAGGCAGCAAGUCACACCGAUUAUAACAUGGAUUUCAUAAAAGAUGGCAGAGGAUAUGAUUAUGACAUGUCCCUCUUGUCAGAUGCCGACCAUUUUUGGAAUUUUACCAUCAGUUACCUGUCCAAAGAUGACCAUGGGCGUGAAGUCUACACAUCCCUUUUGUCAGACUGGGACCUCGAUGCAGCGUUCCUCAGCGCUUCUGAUCCAUGUUUGAGACUCAAGGUCGAUCUAAAACCGUUUGAAGAAGGUUUAGAUGAUUGGGAUAUCAUCGGACAAAAGGACAUUCCGCACCCCAAGGUGGCCAAAGAUGAGAAGGUUGCUGCCUCCUUCCUUGGCAGUUUGACAGAUACCAUAUCGAGCCAGAUUGGGAAGACAGUGUCCACUGUACAGAGAGCUGUAGGUUUGAAAACAAUCGAUGAUGAAAUCUACAAGCCAGUGAAGUCCCCGAUGACGGACCAAGAGUUCCACAGCUACUUGGAUACAGAGGGCAGGCUGGUACGACCGCACGAAUUCCGGCUCAGUAUCUAUAAAGGCGGAGUGGAGAACUCGCUACGGCGUGUUGUCUGGCGUCAUAUUCUGAAUGUAUACCCUGAAGGUUUAACAGGACAGGAGAGGUUCGCAUUCCUGAAGGCAAAAUCUGAGGAAUAUUAUAACAUGAGAGAUGAGUGGAUCGAACAGUUUCAAAAUAAUUCUUGUUCAGAGGAAGUGAAGUUUGUGGCAAAUAUGGUGAAGAAAGACGUCCUGCGGACUGAUCGAACUCAUCGGUUUUAUGCUGGGUCUGAUGAUAAUAAGAAUGUUUUAAUGCUGUUUAAUAUUCUUGUGACAUAUGCACUGACACACCCGAGUGUCUCCUAUUGCCAAGGAAUGAGUGACAUUGCAUCGCCUAUUUUGGUCAUCCAAAAGGACGAGGCACAAGCUUACAUUUGUUUCUGUGCAAUCAUGCGACGACUGAAAGCAAAUUUUCAACUCGAUGGUACGGUUAUGUCAGUGAAGUUUCAACACUUGUCGGAACUAUUACAGCAUCAGGACCCUGACUUCUAUAACUACUUGAAAAACCAGGGUGCUGAUGAUCUCUUGUUUACUUAUCGAUGGUUGUUAUUGGAAUUGAAACGAGAAUUCCCAUUUGAUGACACAUUGUUCAUGUUAGAGGUCCUUUGGAGUUCAUUGCCACCAGAUCCACCAGAUUCCGACCUUGAUCUCGUGGAGAAGGCAAUCUCACUCAGAAAUCUGGUUCAGCUGCCAAAGUCUCCAGGGUGCCAGUUACAGAGACAGAGCAGCGUGUACCUACGCCUGCGGCACUUACGGCGGCAAGCAACCAGUCCAGUCUCUAAAGAACCUCCAGAUAUAAUUGUAGAGGAGUCGGGAAUGCAAUCAGAGUUAGUGCAUGAGACGGAGAAGAACGGAACGUCCCCGGUUGUGAGUCUGAACGGUUCCCAUGACGCCAUCACUCCAAUGGAUGAGGAAAAAUUCUUGGAAGAAUCUCAUGAAUAUUUGGCAUUCCAGGACUCAGUGACAACGUCUCUGCUGGCAAAGUCCUCAAGUAUUGACCAGUCACUGAAAAAUAGUAAUUCUUCGCGGUUGUCACGACAAUCUGCUGUUGAUACAGAAUCUGCAGAACAUUCCAUUAGCAAACAUCGUUCAUCUCCAAGUCGACCCAAACCAAUGUCACCUCCAAGAUCUUCUAAUCGCUCUUCCCCUGCCAAAUUUAUACAUAAACUAGUCAAGCGAGCAUCUAGUAUGUCUUCCCCUACCUCACCUGAAAGGGUGGCAUCGCCCCCACAGGUUAAACCCCGUACGAAAUCUCUAACAAGAGCCGAAUCUGAUGAUAAAGCUUACAGAAACUCCCCCACAAAGACAGCUCCAACACGUCCCCAGAAAAUUUCUGCUUCUGUUGAAUCAGCAACAAUGUUUCCAAGGUCAGACGAGAGUUCUCCAAGGAGAACCUCACCCAGUCAACAAGGGGGUAUAUGUACUUGUAAAAACAAGCUGAAUGCUUCUGGGCGGAGUGCUCUGGCUAGUCCCCAAGGCCAACACUGUUCAACAAGUUCCAUGGCGUCAAGUUCCCCUAUUAGAAUCCCCCAGGGGUCAAGGUCGGUAUCUGAUUGUCAGAAUGGCAAUGGUCAGAAUGGUUCUGCAGAAGGUAAGGUUAGAUCAGAGUGCAAACAGCAAGUCUGCACGUGUUCUAAAAACCCACAAAACAGUCCUGAAAAAAAGACAAAGGUCAGACCGUCAAACAUUGAUAUCCCAGACGCUGCGUCAAAUUUCUGUCAACCUGGUGAUAAGAAAACUGAAAAAACUGGGGAGGGAGGGAAAACAGAUACGAAUUCAAAUUCAGGUUCGGGUCAUCCUUCAAUAGAUUUCAUCAAGGUCAAGGACAGAUUACCAAAACUGCCAUCACCUGAUGAGUUCGGUAACGGGAACCCUUUCUUGAUGUUCUUGAGUAUCACCCUCUUGUUGCAACACCGAGACCACAUCAUGCGCAAUAACCUUGACUAUAAUGAUCUGGCGAUGCAUUUUGAUAAGAUGGCACGUAAGCACAAUGUGUGGCGGGUGUUGCAUCAGGCUCAGUCGCUGUAUGCGGUCUAUCUUAAAGCUCAGCAAACCAAAAUGGAGGAGAGAGAUGAUGCCGGCUCAGAUUAUGAUGUCAGUGUGUAAGUUUUGAUUGUUAGGUGAGGGCUAAGGCAUGUGCCAAAUAUAAUGUGUUUAUCAUAUUUUAAGUGAAAUCUCUCCAAACCCUACAGCUGCUGGUGUAUAAUUUAGGAUUGUGUGAUGUAAAAAUUCCAAAUUGUUGUGUAUGCUUGAGAUUCAAAAAAAAUUGCUAGAGGAGAUAGAAUUUCUUUUGAGGCCAUAAACUUAAUUACCAAGGUUAGAGAAUAGAAGGUUAGAUUCAUCUUGCAAAUGUGAUCUUUUCUGGGGAACAGUUCUUCAUGUAUGUUUGGUCUCUUGGGAGGUUCUUAAAUCUCAACAGUAAGGGGUUAGAGAAAGACUCUUGGAUCAUAGCUGUUCUGGUUGGAAUUGCCGAUAUUGUUCUGCAUAAGGCCACUGGGAAGAAAUAAUUCUUGCUCUAUCAGUGAAGGGUAAAACUUUGCUGCUUGGUCAUAGUUUUAACUUCCAAAACUGAUGUGCAGUGUGGAUGUUUGCCUUGCAAUCUUUAUGAAAACAGUGGUUGAACCUAGUGUGCCCAACUUUGCACAAUAGCUAAAGGAUCAUAUAUUCAAUGAAACGAUUGUAAAUAGAGUAAAUAUUUAAAAAACCAGUGUUAAUUGUAGUUGUACAACAGGCAAGUGCCGCAGUAGUCUUCUGCACAUAUCAAACUGAUUCUGGGGUCAGUGUUGAUAUUGAUUGUAAAUAUUUCCUUCUUUAUGUAUUAAUGUGAGUGCGCAUUUGAAGUUGUUUUCGUGGAAAUUCUAGUGAUUAAUAUUUUUUCUGUGAUAAUAUGAGGAGGGGGAUGAAAUCGUGUUAAAACAUUCUGCUGGUUUGCAAUGUUCAAUUCAGAAGACUUUUAAUGUUCACCCUAGUGACUAUGUUUCACUUAGUUGUAUUCUUUUUUUUAAUGAGUUACUUCUGUUUCUGUUGGUGCUCAAUUGUCCUGUUAGACCAGGCUUAAGCUAUUACUUGCCCUCUCCUAUGAGAAAUAUAAGGAAACUGUAUUGUCUUAGCCUGGUUAAGGAAACUAUGUUCUUUUUGAGAAACCACAGUACCUUGGAAAUAUUCGCAUAAAUAGUAAUUGCAUGACAAGCAUGUGGGAUAUUGGUGUUGGGUAGUUUAAAUUACAUGUAAGUUUUCACAAAAGUGAACUUUUUGGGACUGUAGUUUCACAUGGGCUGGUUGUGCCGUGUAACAGUAUACCAUGUUCUAGAUGUGGUUAUCGUGAGUCAAUGUAUGGGGAAAGAAAUUCUUCACAUUCCGUUUUCUUUGGCAGCUUUCAGUCAAGUUUCAAGUCUGACUUUUUUCCAUGUUUUUUGUUAUUUCCUUAUAUUUUGUUUGUUAAUGUUAUCGUUUUCUUACCAAGCAGAGAUGUACAGAAUCAAUGCUUGUUUUUAUUCGUCUAGUCUCUGACCAUGACCUAGUCCUGUUUCUUCCCUGGCCAAAAUAGCACAGAGCUGACUACUUCGUGUAUUUCGGAACAAGUACCUCUACAUGCAGAGUCCCUGGAAAAAACUACACAGCCAUAUCAAUGAAUUUCGGCAGUUCAAAAUAUCGCUCCAAUAUGACGUAUCUGCAUGUUUUUUUACAGAUGAUGUACUGGCUUUUGUAUAGCAGCAUUAUGAAUGGCUUUUCUUACUGGAGCAGGCUUUUUUAUGUGCUGAAAGUCACUAAUAUCCUUUCACUUUGUGGGUUCUCUACUGUGUCACUGUAGCUAGGGUCAGCUCUUUUCUUCAGAGAAGUCUUUCUCUGUAUUGUGAUAGUGUUUGUUACUGUAGUCCCAAGAAUUAACUGUAAAUUGAAAAUGUAUUGUUUGUUCUUCUGUUCUUUCAGUAAAUGUGAAAUGUGAAAAGUGAACUCCUACAUUUACCCGGCUUUGUCUAACACAUAUGAAUGGAAGCAUGGCUUUCAAACAUUUGGACUGUUACAAAUGAAAGGUGCUUUAGUGGCUGUACUUAAAAAUGUAAAGAGGACGCAUGAUGCUAGUCUUGGGCUUAUGGUGGUGAUGAAAUAAAAAGUGCU